This is a messenger RNA of Erigeron canadensis, 1045 nucleotides long. RefSeq names its product CBS domain-containing protein CBSX1, chloroplastic-like. The transcript has 8 exons. Lineage: Eukaryota; Viridiplantae; Streptophyta; Magnoliopsida; Asterales; Asteraceae. The coding region runs from base 77 to 826 and encodes 249 amino acids. The record is from RefSeq and is a predicted model, not a curated record.
GGGGAAGAUAACUAAAAAGUUGCCCAUAUUAUCUGUCUAACAUCUUCAUCGAAGAAGACAGUCUUGUCUGAUAAUAAUGGCCUCAAUUGCUCCGACGCUUCUAGACCACCACCGCCUAUCCUCAUCCCUUUCUCAUCAGUUCCACCGUUCAACCACCGCCUUAUUCCUCCGUCAGCUUCCAUGUCUAAUCUCAUCCCCUCCCUCACUUCUCUCCACACACUCCUCCUUUUCUUCUUCUUCUUCUUCCACUUUGACUUUACCGCCUAGAAGACCCAAUUUCAUCAUCUCAGCAUCAGCUACCUUGACCAGUAAUUCCGUACCGCCAAGAAACGGAGUCUUGAUUGUGGGUGAUUUUAUGACUACGAAAGAUGAGUUACAAGUGGUAAAGCCCACAACAACUGUAGAUGAAGCUCUAGAAGCUCUUGUCGCACAUAGGAUAACUGGGUUUCCUGUAAUCGACGAUGACUGGAAACUGGUUGGGCUGGUUUCAGAUUACGACUUAUUAGCACUGGACUCUGUAUCAGGUGCUACACGAUCUGACACGAACAUGUUCCCAGAGGUUGAUAGCACCUGGAAGACAUUCAAUGAAGUACAAAAGUUGCUCAGUAAAACCGAUGGGAAGGUGGUUGGCGAUUUAAUGACACCUGCGCCGUUAGUAGUUCGUGAAAAUACUAAUCUUGAGGAUGCUGCCAGAUUGUUACUUGAAACUAAAUAUCGCCGCCUUCCAGUAGUAGAUGGUGACGGAAAGCUGGUGGGGAUUAUUACAAGAGGAAACGUAGUAAGAGCUGCUCUACAAAUUAAAAAGGCCAGCGAAAUGCAAACAUAACAUUUGAAGGAUGGUACACUGUCUAGCUUGGGGAUCCUAAUGCAUGUAGCACUGAAAUUAGUGGCAACAAUUUUGGUAAUUACCGCAAAAACUAAUUCUUAAAUUGUCUGUGUUAUGAUAUUCGCAUGCUUGUAUAUGAUCUGUAGAUCUGUUAUAAUUAUUAAGUUAAAUACCGAAACCAUACUUGAUAAUAAUAUAAACGGAGUUCUGAAUGAUAAA